UUCCGAGCCGGGCGCGAUGACGGCCCGCGCUCGCGGCCGGCGCGGCUUCCCGCGCCGCGGCUGGGGCUCGCGCGGUUCCCGCCGCCGCGGUGGCCGCCGCUGCCGCUGCUGCUGCUGCUGCUGGCGGCCGCGGGGCCGGCGCGCGGCUGGGAGAGCGGAGACCUGGAGUUGUUCGACUUGGUGGAGGAGGUGCAGCUCAACUUCUACCAGUUCCUCGGCGUGCAGCAGGAUGCUUCAUCUGCAGACAUCAGAAAAGCAUAUCGUAAGCUUUCACUAACUUUACAUCCAGACAAGAAUAAAGAUGAAAAUGCAGAAACUCAGUUUAGACAAUUGGUGGCCAUUUAUGAAGUUUUAAAGGAUGAUGAACGAAGGCAGAGGUAUGAUGAUAUUCUCAUCAAUGGACUUCCAGAUUGGCGACAGCCUGUGUUCUACUACAGGCGGGUGAGAAAAAUGAGCAAUGCUGAGCUGGCAUUACUGUUGUUCAUUAUUCUCACAGUGGGUCAUUAUGCUGUGGUUUGGUCAAUCUACCUGGAAAAACAACUGGAUGAACUGCUUAGUAGAAAAAGGAGAGAAAAGAAAAAAAAGACGGGCAGCAAGAGUGUGGACGUGUCAAAACUUGGUGCUUCAGAAAAAAAUGAAAGAUUGCUGAUGAAACCACAAUGGCAUGAUUUACUUCCAUGCAAGCUGGGAAUUUGGUUUUGCCUUACACUAAAAGCAUUGCCUCAUCUCAUCCAGGAUGCUGGGCACUUUUAUGCUAAAUAUAAGGAAACAAGAUUGAAGGAAAAGGAAGAAGCACUUAUUAAAACUGAACUCGAAACACUUCAAAAACAGAAGAAAGUUAAAAAACCAAAACCUGAAUUUCCUGUAUACACACCUUUAGAAAGUACAUAUAUUCACUCUUACGAUCAUGGGACUUCCAUAGAAGAAAUUGAGGAACAAAUGGAUGAUUGGCUGGAAAAUAGGAACAGAACACAGAAAAAACAGGCACCUGAAUGGACAGAGGAGGACCUCAGCCAACUGACUAGAAGUAUGGUUAAGUUCCCAGGAGGCACCCCAGGUCGAUGGGAAAAGAUUGCCCACGAAUUGGGUCGAUCUGUGACAGAUGUGACAACCAAAGCCAAGCAACUGAAGGAUUCAGUUACCUGCUGCUCCCCAGGCACGGUCCGGCUCUCGGAGCUGCGGGCCACGGUGCAGGGCGCCCUGCCGGCGAGCGCGGCGCCCGCGCUGCCCGAGGACAUCGCGCCGCGGCGGUCGAGCCGAGCGGAGGCGCCUCGCGCGCCCGAAUUCGCGCGGGCGCGCGGCGGCUCCAGCGACGACGACAGCCGCGAGAGGGGGAGGCCGCGCGCGGCCGACGAGCCCUGGACUCAGAGCCAACAGAAGCUUCUGGAGCUGGCGUUGCAGCAGUACCCAAAGGGGUCCUCCGACCGCUGGGACAAAAUAGCCAAGUGUGUCCCGGCCAAGAGCAAGGAAGACUGUAUCGCUAGGUACAAGUUGCUGGUUGAACUGGUCCAAAAGAAAAAACAAGCUAAGAGCUGAAUAUUCUGGAAGAUGAUGUCCACCUCCAUUUUCCAAAAUGAGUAUUUUACAAAUCUUUUGCAGAAAUUUGCAUUCUGUACCUCAGUAUUUCUAUACGUCAUGUGCCUUAGUAAAAACAAUAAAUAAUAAAUGUUGUGCCA
Microcebus murinus (gray mouse lemur) is the source of this 1676-nucleotide messenger RNA. NCBI's taxonomy places the organism in Eukaryota, Metazoa, Chordata, Mammalia, Primates, Cheirogaleidae. The record is from RefSeq and is a predicted model, not a curated record.